Molecule: messenger RNA, 2060 nt
Organism: Metopolophium dirhodum (rose-grain aphid)
Lineage: Eukaryota; Metazoa; Arthropoda; Insecta; Hemiptera; Aphididae
Product: lysosomal proton-coupled steroid conjugate and bile acid symporter SLC46A3-like
Exons: 8
Coding region: 315-1826 (503 amino acids)
Biological process (GO): transmembrane transport
Cellular component (GO): membrane
Molecular function (GO): transmembrane transporter activity
Source: RefSeq, a predicted model, not a curated record
UUUAUUUAGACUAUAUUAUAUACGAUAUAGUGUAACAUUAUCUAGUUGGCUUCACUACUAUGUUCGGACCACUCGCCAACUGUUUAUUUUACGUUUUAACAAUUCAAUUGGUUUAUGUUUAACAAAUUUUCGCGCCAAAAAAAAAAUACUAAUACGUAAAAUACAGUAUUUCUCAACGCUAAAUAUUUUAUGAAACGUGUGAUUGUCAACUUACCGUCACUGCCAAAAUCUAAUGCCAUCUAAAUCGAGCAAUUGUCGAUUAAAAUAAGAUUACACAUUUUACGCGCCGUCCAAUUCGAUCCACGUCAGUGAGCAUGAGCCACCACCAGCCGGUCGCGACGGCCGCGGUGUCGGUGUGGCGGCGGUUCUGGAGUGGCGUCACCGUCGAGCCGGUGGUCGCGUGCUAUAUGACGGCGUUCACGAUGGUCACGCUCACUGUGUCCAACCUGAACAUGCAGAAGGCAUGCCGCGUGAACCUCCAGCUGCCCGACGAGACGUGCGAGGCGCUGGUGACGAAGGCUGCGGGCGGCUAUCCGGCCGACGAGGUGGCCGUCCAGAAGCUGGUCACCGGCAUGAUGAUGUGGCAGACGUGCGCGCAGAACAUUCUGCCGUGCGUGCUCAUGCUGUUGGUGGGCGCUUGGAGCGACCGGACCCGGAAGCGCGUUCCAUGCAUGCUGUUGCCGCUCUACGGCGAACUAGCCCGGAACGCGGGCCAACUGCUGUGUGUCUACUACUUCUAUCAGCUGCCCAUGGAGGCGGCCGGAGUCGCCGAGACGAUACCGCUGGCCCUGACCGGUGGCCAGACCCUUAUGACCAUGACCGCCUACAGUUACAUCGGUGACGCCACUUCGGUGGGACAACGAACAUUUAGAAUUGGGGCAUUGAAUGCUGUUAUGGCUGUAUCUAUGGCUCUCGGAACGUCAAUGUCCGGCAUAAUAUAUAAUAAGUUAGGAUUCUACGGAGCAUAUGGUAUAUCGUCCAUGUUGAUUUUAAUAGGUCUGUCGUAUGGAUUAUUGUUUGUCAAAGAUGUGACGCCAGUUACGGAGGUGAAAAAAAAUAAAUCAUAUCGUACGACCAUAUCAGAAUUUUUAGACUUCAAACAAAUAACCCAGUCGUUCAAUACUACUUUUAAGAAACGUCCGAACAAACAAAGGAUUAGAAUUAUAAUUUUACUAAUUAUAUUCAUGGCAAGUGCUGGUAUAAAUGCUGGUUAUCAUACGGUAUGUUAUUUGUAUACUCGUGUUCAAUUCAAUUGGAACGAAGUAAAAUACAGUGUAUUUGCAUCUUAUGAAUUAGUAAUGAACAUAAUCGGUCUUCUAUUCACUACAUUUGUCCUUAGUAAGCAAUUGAAAAUUUCUGAUGAAAUAAUUGGAAUGUUGUCAUCGAUUAGCCAAACACUGGGUGCAUUAUUUUACACCUUCGCUUACAACGAAUCCCUUUUCUAUAUAGGACCUCUUGUGAACAUUUUAAUCGGUGCAGAAAAUAUAUCUACCAAAUCACUGAUGACAAAACUAGUACCAAACACUGAACUCAGUCAAAUAGCAGCUAUAUUUGGCAUUGCAGAAAUCAUGGUUUCAUUGGUGUUUGGUCUUAUGUACAACGGUUUAUAUGAAGCCACAAUUAAUAUUCUACCCGGUGCUUUUUAUAUGAUCACUUUCAUAUUCAGCGCCCCAUCUAUUGCUUUGUUCCUAUGGCUGUAUAUGAAGCGAAGAAAUGAAUAUGAAUACUUAAACGAGUCAAAUGAUGUAGUGCCACAUGAAAAAAGUGCAAGACUAAAGUCAAAAACUUUAAGUAGUUCUAACUAUGGUACGAUCGUAAAACCAUAACAAAACUAACAAAAAUAUGCGACUGAUUUUAUAAUACAGCAAACUCUCGUGAUGCUGAAUCUCAAGGGGAUUAGAAAAAUGUUCGAGAUAUCAAAAACUUCGAGAUAUCGAGUUUAAUUAAAAAAUUUAAAAUAAAUGAAAUACAAUAUGAAUAUGAAAAUGUAUAUGAAUAAUAAAUAAUACGAAUGCCUAAAAUACAUAGUUUGAAUACUUAAAAUACUGAAAUAAUUGAAA